UCACAACUAAUCUCCAAACCCUAAUUGCCAACUUCGCAUUGCUUUCUCAUUUUGUUUACUUCCACAGCAAGUUAUCUCAUAACCUCUCUCACAACUUUCCAUCAAUGGCUACUACAAACCUACUGCUCCUCCUCUUCACCAUCUUCUUCUCUCUUCACUGCUUCUCCGUCUCCUCCUUCGAAUACCAAGUCGGCGGUGACAAAGGCUGGGUCGUUCCUCCCAACGACACCGGAAUCUACAACGACUGGGCUUCCGAGAAUCGCUUCCUCGUCGGAGACUCCAUCCGGUUUAAGUACAGGAAAGAUUCAGUAAUGCUGGUGAUGGAAGAGGAGUACAAGAAGUGCAACUCAAGUAAACCUAAUUUCUUCUCCAACACAGGGAAUACUGUCUAUAAGCUUGACCAUUCUGGACCUUAUUACUUCAUUAGUGGAGUCUCUGGACAUUGUCAGAAGGGACAGAAGAUGAUUGUGAAGGUCAUAGGUGCUGAAGAAGGUGAUGAUCCUUCUCAUGGUGGUGGUGAUGGCCCCAAAAAGUCUGGUGCUUCUCCUUCUGCAAUGGUGCUGUCUAAAAUUUCAUGUGUUCAUCUUGUUCUUGGUUCUGUUGCUUCUGUUAUUUUCUACUAGGUUUGUUCUUUAUUUGUAAUGUCAGUUUGUGGUUUGGUUUCUGUUUCCUAGUUUAGACGAACAGUUUAGUUUAUGUUCACAUUUUAGCCAUUAAUUAAUGUGUUUGUUUAGUUGUUUUGUUGAACUUUUACUAUGGACUUAAAUAUCAGUUUAUUUACUUCUAUCAA
Molecule: messenger RNA, 790 nt
Organism: Mercurialis annua (annual mercury)
Lineage: Eukaryota; Viridiplantae; Streptophyta; Magnoliopsida; Malpighiales; Euphorbiaceae
Product: early nodulin-like protein 21
Exons: 2
Coding region: 105-623 (172 amino acids)
Cellular component (GO): plasma membrane
Molecular function (GO): electron transfer activity
Source: RefSeq, a predicted model, not a curated record